Daucus carota subsp. sativus is the source of this 1601-nucleotide messenger RNA. Its product is annotated as oligouridylate-binding protein 1. The coding region runs from base 194 to 1405 and encodes 403 amino acids. Lineage: Eukaryota; Viridiplantae; Streptophyta; Magnoliopsida; Apiales; Apiaceae. Gene Ontology annotation, molecular function: mRNA binding. The transcript has 12 exons. The record is from RefSeq and is a predicted model, not a curated record.
ACAGAAACAUCAUCAUCUUCUCAAUUUUCACCAGUCCUUUCUUCCCUCUUUGAGGCCUUUUUUUUCUUUUUUUCUUUUUCAUUUUUUUCUUUCUUUUUUCCCUCUUUGUUUCUCCUUCUUCUUCCCCACAAAACCCUUUUUUUAAUUUUGAUUUUUAUAUUUAUAAUUUUAUAUUUUAUUUAAUUAGUGGAAGAUGCAGUAUCAGCAGAGGUUGAAGCAGCAGCAAGCUCUGAUGCAACAAUCCCUUUAUCAUCCUGGCCUUUUAGCCCCACCCCAGAUAGAGCCUAUAUUGAGUGGUAACUUGCCUCCUGGGUUUGAUCCAAGUACAUGCCGCAGUGUUUAUGUUGGAAAUGUUCACUCACAAGUCACAGAACCUCUUCUACAAGAGGUUUUUUCUAGCACUGGUCCCCUGGAAAGCUGCAAGCUUAUUCGUAAAGAAAAAUCAUCCUAUGGCUUUGUGGACUACUUUGAUCGUAGAUCAGCUGCUCUUGCCAUUGUUUCUCUCAACGGAAGGCACUUGUUUGGACAACCUAUCAAGGUUAACUGGGCAUACGCAAGUACUCAGAGAGCAGACACAUCAGGUCACUUCAACAUUUUUGUGGGUGAUCUGAGCCCUGAAAUCACAGAUGCCACUCUAUUUGCUUGCUUUUCUGUUUAUAGUAGUUGCUCAGAUGCAAGAGUGAUGUGGGAUCAGAAAACUGGGCGUUCAAGAGGAUUUGGGUUCGUUUCUUUCCAGAAUCAACAGGAUGCUCAAAAUGCAAUAAAUGAAUUGAAUGGUAAGUGGCUUGGAAGCAGACAGAUUCGUUGCAACUGGGCUGCAAAGGGUGCAGGAGCUGAUGACAAACAGAACUCAGAUGCCAAGAGUGUCGUUGAACUAACAAAUGGAACAUCUGAAGAUGGUCAAGAGAAGAUCGAUGAUGCCCCAGAGAAUAAUCCUCUGUAUACAACUGUAUAUGUUGGCAAUCUUGGUCCUGAGGUUACUUCUGUAGAUCUUCACAGGCAUUUCCAUGCAUUUAAUGCCGGAGUAAUUGAAGAUGUUCGUGUUCAACGAGAUAAAGGUUUUGGUUUUGUGAGAUACAGUAACCAUGCCGAAGCGGCUCGCGCUAUUCAGAUUGGGAAUGCUAGGAUACUUUUUGGCAAACCAAUAAAGUGCUCGUGGGGUAGUAAGCCAACACCCCCUGGGGCUAGCUCCACUCCUCUACCCCCUCCAAGUGCUGCAGUUGCCUCGGGAUUUUCAGCAGCUGAUCUUGCCGCAUAUGAAAGGCAGCUCGCUUUAGCUAGGAUGGGUGGUGCACAAGCGCUGAUGCACCAACAGGUCCAGCGUAUGGGUGCCGCUGGUCAGGCUAUGUAUGAUGGUGGGUACCCAGGCAUUGCUUCUACUCAGCCACCUAUGUACUUCCAGUAAUAUUAAUGGAGCCAUCUUCUUUGGCAGAGGAUUUAUGUUAAAAAUAUGUAGGAUGCGUCUUAAUUUUUCUAUUUUCUUAUGGUAAAUUUCGGAUGCCCCAGUGGUGUGCAUCAGUUGUAGAUUAAUAUUUUCCGUCGGGAUUAUGAAUUAAACAAAGCUUAAACCAACCACGUCCACGAGUGUGGGCUGGCAAGUA